Myotis brandtii (Brandt's bat) is the source of this 695-nucleotide messenger RNA. RefSeq names its product family with sequence similarity 195, member A (gene MCRIP2). NCBI's taxonomy places the organism in Eukaryota, Metazoa, Chordata, Mammalia, Chiroptera, Vespertilionidae. The record is from RefSeq and is a predicted model, not a curated record. The transcript is spliced from 4 exons. The annotation marks the transcript as partial.
CCAGGCUGGGUGGGAUGGGGCUGGGCCCGACGGGCUGGACACCCCCACGACGGGCCCCGGGGGACCCGGGAAGAAAGCCGACGAGCUCCAAGUCCAGGGCCAAGGCUUGUGUUCAACCGAGUGAAUGGCCGGCGGCCCCCUACCACAUCCCCAUCCACCGGGGCGACCCAGGAGACCUACACACUGGCCCACGAAGAGAAUGUCCGCUUUGUGUCCGAAGCCUGGCAGCAAGUGGAGCAGCAGCUGGGUGGUGGCCCAGCCGGUGAGAGCAGUCCGAGGCCUGUGCAGUAUGUCGAGAGGACCCCCAACCCCAGACUGCAAAACUUCGUGCCCAUUGACCUGGAUGAGUGGUGGGCACAGCAGUUCCUGGCCAGAAUCACUAACUGCUCCUAGCCGCCGCUUUGGAAGGAACGUCGCCUGCACGGGCCUGGCCCUGCCACAUGGCAGACCCUCUGCUAGGAGAAGACCACGUGUACCCACUGCAGCAGGUCGUGCAUCCCUCUGGGCCAGGCUGGACGCCAGCCACACCUGAAGUGCCAGCAUUUGGACUUUUGUACCUUCUGACCCCUUGGCCCAGCUGUGCCAGGCUGCCAGGGGCUGAACCUGUCUGACCUCAAUCCUGCUCACGGUGCCUGGGGACCAGCCCCUGGGGCUGGUAUGGCAGAGCUCCAGGUUAAUAAAGUCAAGAAACUGCC